Messenger RNA from Menidia menidia (Atlantic silverside), 3398 nucleotides. The record is from the annotation of a GenBank genome assembly. NCBI's taxonomy places the organism in Eukaryota, Metazoa, Chordata, Actinopteri, Atheriniformes, Atherinopsidae.
AUUAAUUUUGAGGUAAAAUGGCGUCGGGUGCCAUUUCAACGGAUUCCAAAAAGAUAUCAGAAUUAAGAGUUGUUGAUCUUAAAUCUGAACUAAAACGGAGGAAUUUGGACUCUAAUGGCGUAAAGAGCGUUCUUCUUUCAAGACUUAAACAGGCCAUUGAGGACGAAGGUGGCGACCCUGAGAACAUUCAGAUCCAGCUUUCAACAGAUGUACCAACCAGGAAAAGUGGAAAAGUUAAAGGGAAAAGAGUGGAUUCAGAUCAGGACACCACCGUGGAAGAAGAUAUUUUUUCCAAGGAAACAGAAGAGUAUGAAUCAGAAAAGGAUGUAACUGAUACAGAUGAUGGUACUCGUGAAAAUUCUAAGCCUCCACCCUGUGAAGACAGCCGUGCUCUCUCUGAGACUGAACCAGAGUCAGAAGCUGUCGUGGCUGAGGCGGAUUCAGAGCCUGAGCCAGAGGUUGAUGCUGAGGAGGAGCCAGAAGCAGAUGAGGACGCAGUCCCAGAGGUGGAGACUGAAGUGCCCGAGAUGGAUCCUGAAGUCAUGACUUCCUCUAAAGAAGCCGAGGACGAUCACCUAUCCGUCUCAAUCCCAAAUGAAGAUGCCAUCACCCUAGAAGUUGAUGGUGACGACCUCCUGGAAACAGGUAAACAUGUGAAACUUCCAGAUCCAGAGGCAGAGAAGGGUACAGAUGAGCCAGACACCUCUGCUGAGAUGAGCCCACAUGAUGACAUGAAGGAGGAAGAGAUGGAAGACCACUUGGAUGGUAAGACAGACGAUGAAUCCGGGGGUGAGCCCACGAAGAAAGACGGCAGAGACGCCCUGAAGAAAGCUGAAAUCGGAGAUAAAGAAAAGGACUCUGGGAAGAAAGGCCCCUCCGCUACUGGGGCAUCGGGUCAAGCAAAGAGCUCAUCAAGAGACAGGGAUGGAAAAGCUGCAAAAGAUGAAAAGGCAGCUGUUGGCAGCAACAGUAGUUCUUCUCGCAACGUAUGGGUGAGCGGCUUGUCUUCAAACACCAAAGCAGCAGAUCUGAAGAACCUGUUUGGCAAAUAUGGAAAGGUUUUAAGUGCCAAGGUGGUCACAAAUGCUCGCAGCCCCGGUUCAAAAUGUUACGGCCUGGUUACGAUGUCUUCGAGUGCCGAGGUGACGCGGUGCAUCUCCCACCUGGACUGUACAGAGCUGCAUGGACAGCAGAUAUAUGUUGAAAGGGCCAAAAAUGAUCCAUUCAAAAAGGAUCUCUCAAAGAAGGAAGGGGAUGACAAAGCAGGGUCCAGCAAGAUGAAUGAUAAACGGAUUUCAAUGGGGACAAAACAGACAAACAAAGCACAGCCAUCUUACAAAAAAGAAGAAAAGAAAUUUGAUAAACUGUCAGAAAAAGAUAAAGAUUUAUCCAAGAAGCAAGAAGUCAAUAGUGGAAGAUCUGAGUCCGUUUCAUCUAACUCUGGUGCAGAAUCUGUGAAUAAAGAUGAAAGAAAGCAUUUUCGGACAAAGAGCCCAGGAAAGAUGAUGAUGAUGGUUGAUCAUGUCAAAGAUCCAAAUUUUGGCAGACCAAGACUACCUUUCAGAAGAGGGCGGUAUUUUGACAAACCCUUCAUCAAUACCAACUUUCAGAGGAGGCCAAAAUGGCUGAUUCCACCUGAAGAGUUGGAGUUUAUGAGAGAGAAGCAGCAGCGACAUUUUCAAAACAAAGGGGAAGAAAGAGACAUCUUGCCUUUUGAGAAGCUCAAAGAGCAGAAGGAGCUGAGGAUGCGAGAACGCAUGGCUCGCCUGGAGCGCGUCCGAAGAGCUGUAGAGUUGCGCAGGCGUCGUGAGGUUGCAGAACAAGAACGCCGGGAACGGGAGCGGGUCCGCUUGCUGCGAGAGCGAGAAGAACGUGAGAACCUGCUACGGGAGCGCCAGAGACUGGAGAUGGAAAGACAAAAACUGGAAAGAGAGCGGCUGGAAAGGGAGAGGCUUGAAAGAGAAAGAAUCCGUAUAGAGCAGGAAAGGCGCAAAGAAGCAGAACGCAUGGCUCGUGAGCGUGAGGAGCUCCGGAGACAGCAGGAGCAGCUUCGUUUUGAGCAGGAAAAGAGAAAUAGUCUGAAGAGGGGUCGUGAGCCAGAACACAGUCGGAGGGAGGAUCCUUUUUGGAAUAGUAAUAAGAAGAUGCCCCCCGAGUCUGAGGUCCGCUUGAACCAAGGCUCCAACUACAACCGGCCGCAGAACCGCUUUACAAACUUCGCCCCCCGUGAGAGGGGUCGUUUUCCAGACGCAGCUGCCCAGCAGCCCCACACAUACGACAGACGUAACCGCUUUGUGGGCGAGCCAGAGGUAAAGAAGAGUCGGCCCACUCCUCACAGGGAGGGCUCGGGCUUCGAACGCUACCCCAAGAACUUUGACACCGUCCGCAGAGCCGAGCCACCUCCUCCGCGGGCUGAAGUACGGGACACUGACCGUCGGGACAGAGAUGACAGACGCCCAGCGCCCAUGCAUGAUCGCCCUGUUGGGACACGAGCUGGAAUGCCAGCCAUGUCGCACAACCGCCCGCCCAGGGAUGGGGGGCAUGGGUGGAAGAAUGAUGGAGGGAUGAACGCUAACAAAGGAGAUAUGCGUGGACCCAUGCGAAUGCGUACAGAGCGACCUGGCAGAGAAGGUCCAGGUCACGUGCUGAGAGGAGGCCCCUCAGCCAGCCGGGGAAGAAGCAGCUAUAAUGACCGUGAUGAGGGGAGAUCUAUGCCAUUCAGCUCCGGACGGCAGGUGGUGGUGGAGCGUCACAACAGAGAGCCGGGGAUGAGGAAGGACUGGCAUGGGGCCUCAAGCUCUCAGGGAGGGGGCUUCCCUGAUAAUCGCAGGAUGGGAGACAAUCGAGGUGGCAUGAUGGCUCCUUCAAGUCACUCCUCUUCAGGAAUCAGCCGGAUUGUACAGAUCACUAACAACUCCAUUCCCAGUGGUGGCUCAGUUGGUGGAUUCAAGACCUUCAAAGGAACACCACGGCCAUUCUAACAGCAUCCACAUUCUGCCACUUGAACGCUUCAGAGGAUUUGAAGACUUUUUUUUCUUAAAACAAUAUCAACUGUUUGUUUUUUGGCACUUUUGUGGCCAUGAGGUUGAUAACACUAUUUUAUCAUGUAUAGAUGACGUGUUUACCUCUCUGUAGACUUUUCCUGACAGUUCUGCUGUGACCAUUGAACAACCCUGUGCACAAGUUUUAAUAUUUAGAAAGAUACUGUACAGUCCUAGGUCUUUGUAAUAAGUUUUCAAGUGGACUUCCUGAGUUUUGUCUGUACAUUCUCAGUCGCAUAGUGUUAAAUUCAGCUUCCCUGUGUCAUACGUCUUCUUUUAGUGUAUUGUAGAAUCAGACCUGACAAGAUUCAUUUGGGUUGUUUUUUGAAGAACUGUUCUUUUUUUCUUUUUUUUUUU